Molecule: messenger RNA, 1840 nt
Organism: Aphidius gifuensis
Lineage: Eukaryota; Metazoa; Arthropoda; Insecta; Hymenoptera; Braconidae
Exons: 1
Coding region: 148-1437 (429 amino acids)
Source: RefSeq, a predicted model, not a curated record
UGUACAUAUACAGUAUUAUUGAUAGAUCAUUUUGAAAAUGAAAAUCUAUUUAUCAAAGAAUCAAAUAUCGUAAUUAAAUUACUAUGGAUUAAAAAAAAAGUGGCAAAUAUUGUAGUAAUUGGUUUUGUUAAAGAUCAUUAUCUUGCAAUGAAGAGUAAUGAAUUUAAACCAAACAUAUUACGUGAACCAAUGGACCCAGUGAUUGUUGGUGAAUGUCAAAAUAAAAAAUGGAUAACAAAUAGCACAUUAUUUGGACCAAUGAAAAUGAAUAAUUGUUCUGUAAAUGUUGGCUAUUUAGAUAAUGAACCAUAUGUUCAUGCUGUAUCAAAGCAAAAUAGUUUUGAAUAUAUUGGUAUUGAUUUUCCAAUACUACGUGUUAUUGCAAAUCACCUAAAUUUUACAGUUAAUUUAUCAGAGAUGGAAGGAUCUAAAAAUAUCAUGAAAACAGAUAAAGUUGCUAGAUCAUUACGCAGCAAUAGAUCAUAUGAUAUUAUUAUUGGUGGUAUCACUUGGCAACCAAAAGAUGAUGUUGAUUAUACAGUUUCUUAUGAAGUUGUACAACUUGUAUUUCUGGUACCAGUUCAAGCUGGUGGUGUAUCAUUUCUUGCAUUAAUUUCACCUCUUGAUAAAUCUGUAUGGAUUGCAAUAAUGAUUGUUUUAUCAUUUGCAAUAUUUCUUAAAUUUAUUGUUUUUUAUAAAAUAUCAUUUUUAGAAAUUACAGCUGUUAUUAUUGGUGUUGCAUGGAAUAAACAACCAAUUAUAUUUUCAUACAGAAUAUUGUUUAUGUCUUGGGUUAUAUUUGGCUAUAUAUUAACACAAUAUUAUUUAGCAUCAAUGCCAGGAAGAUUAUUAGCUAAAACUGAUAAUAAAAUUGAUACAAUUAAAGAUUUAAUUGAUUCAGGAAUAUCACGUGGUGGUUUGAAGAAUACAAAAAUUUUUUUUAUUGGGAACAAAAAAUUUAACAAUAAAUCAACUUCAAAUGAACUUAUUGAUAAACUUUUUGAAAAUUAUAAUGGAUUUGAACGUAUUGAGUAUGAAAAAAAACUUCAAGAUUUAAUUAGUGGUAAAAAUAAAACAAUGGCAUUAUCAGCACUAAUGAAUUCUUCAUCAAUACCGACAAAAUUUGAUUCUCGUAUUUUACGAAUAUUACCAGAAGCUUUGACAACUUUUCCACUUGGUUUUCCAGUUUGGCGUGGUUUACCAUAUCUUAAUGAUAUUGAUAAAGAUCUACAAAUACUUAUUGAAAGUGGUAUUAUUUCACAUUUUGGUAAUAUCGAAACGAAACAUGUUUUUAGUAAAGACAAUAAUGAUGGAAAAAUUUCUGAUGAAUACAUCAAGUUGAAUGAUCUCGUGCCAGGUUUUUUAAUACUCGGAAUUGGUUAUGCAGUUGGGUUAAUUUUUUUCUUUUUCGAAAUUAUGAUUUCUCGAGUUAAAUAAAGCAAGACAAUUAAAAAUAUUAAUUAAAAAAAAAACAUAAAUAUAAUUAAUAAUUAUUUUUGUGAUGAAUGAUCAAUUAACAGCACAAUUUUUAUGACAAUUAAUUUUUUUAUGUGAUUAUAUUGAGUAUAAAUAUAUUCUUAAAAAUAAAAAAAAAUUUCGAUUCAGUGCAAAAAUUAACAUAACGACUUUACUAUUAGCUAAAUAAUUUAUUUAUUUCUCAAAAAAAAUAUAGUGGAAAUAGAUUUUCCGGAAUUGUUCCAAAAUUUCUUCGGGUAUGCUCCGAAUUAUUUCGAAUUUUCCUGGAAUUACUCCAAGUCAAUUAUGGAAAAAUAUUUCUACCAGAAAUAUUUUUGCUCUCAAUUGUUAAUUAAAUAAUAAACUUUUUUUUCAUGUGCAUAAU